AUGGCGACUUUAGCUCCUGAGGCUGGAGUGCAACAGGUGUUACCUUCGUUCUCUGCUGCUCCCGAGAGAAGCGACGAGACUACGCCAUUGCUUGCAAGUGAGUCGCAGACGGGCCUAGCCAAGCCCCCGUCCAACGGCGGGACCAAUGGCGUUAUCGGCGGUGCCAACGGCGACAGCAACAACAACGGCGGCGACGACGAGGCCGAGGUUACCGUGCUGGCGCACGAGAUAUCAACGACGCGGCUGGCCAUCACCCUCGGCGCGGCGUACGUGGGCGUCUUCCUCGGCGCCGUCGACGCCAGCAUCAUCGCCACCCUCUCGGCGCCCAUCUCGAGCGAGUUCCACUCGCUCAGCCUGCUGUCGUGGCUCGCCUCGGCCUACCUGAUCGCCAACGCCAGCUGCCAGCCGCUGUCGGGGCGCCUGACCGACAUCUUUGGCCGCGGCCCGGGGCUCGUCUUCAGCAACGUCAUGUUCGCCGCCGGCAACCUCAUCUGCGGCCUCUCCCAGAACCAGGAGACCAUCAUCUUUGGCCGCGUCGUCGCCGGUAUUGGCGGCGGCGGCCUGAUGAGCAUCAGCUCCUUCUUGGCUUCCGACCUAGUGCCCCUGAGGAAGCGCGGCGUCAUCCAGGGCAUUGGGAAUAUUGCUUAUGGAUCCGGCGCCAUGAUCGGCGGCGUGCUUGGCGGACUCCUCAACGACCUGUCGUCGUGGGGAUGGAGACUAGCCUUUCUAUCCCAGGUGCCGAUAAUACUCGUUUCGGCCGUCAUUGUCUUUUUCUUGGUCGACGUGCCCCCAAAGAUCUCGAACAAGUCGCUGCUUGCGCGCAUCGACUUCACCGGCUCAUUUUUGACCGUGGCAUUCUUGGUGCUGCUCCUCCUCGGCCUCAACGCCGGUGGUAACCUGGUGCCCUGGACGGAUCCGCUCGUCCUCAUCUCUAUCCCGCUGUCUCUUGUCAUGCUAGUCACAUUCGUGUGGUGGGAGAGUCGUGCUAGGCAGCCAAUCAUUCCGGUGCGAUUGCUCCUGCACCGCACCAUCUUGGCCGCCUGCAUCACCAGCCUUUUGUGCACCAUGGUCACUAUGGUGACCAUGUUCUACCUACCCCUAUAUUUGCAGGUCUUAGGCUACUCGGCCACCCAGGCCGGCCUCCGCCUGCUGGCCGCCCCACUCGGCGUCGCCUUCGCCUCGAUCGGGUGCGGCUACGUCAUGAAGCGCACUGGCCAGUACGUCGGGCUCGGCAUCGGCACUCUCUGUGUUUUCACCGCCGGGGUCGCUACUUUGACGGCCUUGAAUGAGAGCUCAGCCGGCUGGAUCACCUUUGUCACGCUGGGUCUCCAGGGCGCCGGCUACGGUGGUAUGCUCACCGUCACACUGCUCGCGUGCAUCGCCGCGGUCGACCAUGACCACCAGGCCGUCAUCACGUCGGCCACGUAUGCGUUCCGCUCCGUUGGCGCCACUGUCGGCAUCACCAUCGCCUCAGCCGUUUACCAGAACAUCCUCAAGACGCAGCUCUGGGACCGUUUCGGUCAUCUGCCUGGUGCUGCCGAGGAGAUUGCGCGCAUCCGCGACGAUCUCGGCGAGCUGUCCAGGCUCCCAGAGGGUUGGCAUGACGGCGUCAUGGCGUCUUUCAUGGCCGCAUUUCGCGGCGUGUGGCUGACGGCGCUGGCUAUUUCCGUCGUGGCGCUUUUCAGCAUGUCGUUGAUGAGGCAGCACAAGCUGCACUCGAACUUGGCUCGCCAGGAGGACUGA
Messenger RNA from Lasiosphaeria miniovina, 1743 nucleotides. RefSeq names its product major facilitator superfamily domain-containing protein. The record is from RefSeq and is a predicted model, not a curated record. NCBI's taxonomy places the organism in Eukaryota, Fungi, Ascomycota, Sordariomycetes, Sordariales, Lasiosphaeriaceae. Gene Ontology annotation, molecular function: basic amino acid transmembrane transporter activity. The coding region runs from base 1 to 1743 and encodes 580 amino acids. Gene Ontology annotation, cellular component: fungal-type vacuole membrane. Gene Ontology annotation, biological process: basic amino acid transport; transmembrane transport. The transcript is spliced from 2 exons.